AUAGUUUUCCUUCGCUCCAAGGCCUCCGUCCAUUCAUUUUGUCUCUGCAGUUCCCACCCACCUACCUUCACAGCCACCUCGUUUCUCCUCGCUUUCUCGCAUUUCUCCCACUGAUUUUCCUGGGAAUCUCCAUCCGCCCCAACACGGCUCCUGUAUUCACCUUGUUCGAUCGCCGAAUCCCUGUCGGUUCUUAAUUUAUCUCGGUCAAUGCACUUUAGCUGAGGUUUGCUGAGCGGUGGAUUCUACAAUGGAAAACGGCGUCGUAGAGAACGGAGUGUGCUCCUCAGAAUCGGUAAAUGGAGGCCGCGACUUGUGGAGCUGUAAGGACUCCGAUUCUUCUUCCGCCGAUCAUCUCGUUGUCAUGGUUAACGGAAUCCUCGGCAGUGCUACAGAUUGGAAGUUUGCAGCAGAGCAGUUUGUUAAAGUGCUCCCUGAUAAAGUGUUUGUUCAUUGCAGUAAACGAAAUGUGUCUAAAUUGACUCUAGACGGUGUGGAUGUGAUGGGAGAGCGAUUAGCUGAGGAGGUCAUUGAAGUCAUCAGAAGAAAGCCAAAUCUACGUAAGAUCUCCUUUGUGGCACACUCUGUGGGAGGACUUGUGGCAAGAUAUGCUAUUGGGAGAUUGUAUAGACCACCUGAGAGGGAAAAUCUGGAGGAUUCAUCUUCUAAUAGAUCUGAAGAGGAUUCAAGGGGUACAAUAGGUGGCUUGGAGGCUAUGAAUUUCAUCACAUCUGCUACACCUCAUCUUGGUUCAAGGGGUCAUAAGCAGGUACCAUUUCUUUUUGGUGUACCUGCUAUUGAGAAACUUGCAAGUUUUGUUAUUCAUUUGAUAUUUAGGAGAACAGGUCGUCAUCUUUUUAUGAAUGAUGAUGAUGAAGGAAAGCCUCCAUUGCUUAAACGCAUGAUAGAAGAUUAUGGUGACUGUUAUUUCAUGUCUGCAUUGCGUGCAUUCAGGCAUCGGGUUGCUUAUUCAAAUGUGGGCUAUGACCAUAUCGUGGGCUGGAGAACAUCAUGUAUUAGGCGUAAUAGUGAUCUUCCAAAGUGGGAGGAUACUCUUAAUGAAAAAUAUCCGCAUGUUGUAUAUGAAGAACACUGCAAGGCUUAUGAUGAUGAGCAGUGUGAGCCUACUUCAAUUGAAGAUGAUGGCUAUGACAAGCUUGAAGUCUUACAUUGUGCAGAGGAACUGGUGACUGGCCUAUCUCGUGUUUCAUGGGACAAAGUAGAUGUUAGCUUUCACAGCUGCAGACAGAGGUUUGCUGCUCAUAGUGUUAUUCAGGUCAAAGACCAAAGUAUGCAUAUAGAAGGUGCAGAUGUUAUACAGCAUAUGAUCGAUCAUUUUCUCACCUAGAAGCCGGAUUCCUGGAUGUUUACACACCACAGACAGGGCUGCAAGCUUCCAUAAGUUCCAUUGGUUGUAGGAAUUGAUUCUCUCAACACACGGCUUGGUCUCGCAUAAAUUGUGACUAUGCAAGCAGUUAAAAAGAAAUUUUGUUUUCUUGGCAUCCUUGCAAUGUAUUUGUACAGACGCUCCCAAUAAACACAAACGGUACAUUAUAGAAACACAUGUAUUGGUCGAUUAUAUUCUAACACUUGCAGUAACUGUCGUUCCCAUACUUGUGGGGAUACAUGCCCAUUAUUUUGUAGGGUAUCAAACAGACUUGAAGCGAAGUAGAUUGGAUCUAACUUGCUCAAUUAAUGUUGGAGCAAGGUCUGAAUUUGAAUUAAUUAUAAGGGUAAAUACAUGAGUUGAUUGAAUU
Juglans microcarpa x Juglans regia is the source of this 1754-nucleotide messenger RNA. RefSeq names its product putative lipase ROG1. The coding region runs from base 248 to 1345 and encodes 365 amino acids. The record is from RefSeq and is a predicted model, not a curated record. Lineage: Eukaryota; Viridiplantae; Streptophyta; Magnoliopsida; Fagales; Juglandaceae. The transcript has 11 exons.